This is a messenger RNA of Effrenium voratum, 1268 nucleotides long. Lineage: Eukaryota; Dinophyceae; Suessiales; Symbiodiniaceae. The record is from the annotation of a GenBank genome assembly.
UUUUCAUGGUGCGCGGCCGAAUUGCCGUGGUCCUGUGCUUGCUUUUUGCCUGGGGUGCUGGCUUUGCCCGCCCCCGCGACCCCCGCGGCUCCCGCAUGGAGCCGCCAGCAAAGCGCGUCAAGGGCGCGGCGGCGGCGUCGGCGGCUCUGUUUGCCGAGGUGGCCACAGCUUUAGAGGCCUACUUCGAUGGUCUGCACAGCGGCAAGGUGGAGCGCCUCCGGGAGGUGUGGCACGAGGAAGGCCACUUGUACGGCCUGGCGCCCGACGGGUCUUUGGUGGACCGGUCCGCCGCGGAGUUCUUCAAAGCCGUCGCGGCUCGAGAGCCUUCGCAGCACCUGGCCGAGCAUGAUGCCAUCAUAAGGUUGGACUUCGCCUCGCCCAGAUGCUGUGCCGCGAAGGUGCAGAUCGCCCUGUCCGCGGCCAAGAACUCGCCCACGCCCAGCUUCACCGAUGUGCUCUACACGGACUUCCUGGUCUUGCUUCGCCUGGGGGGCAGGUGGCAGAUCAUCAGCAAGGUCUUUGCCUCGGUGCCUUUGUCGGAGCCUUCCUACGAGGAGCCCUAUGAUGCCCUGGCCUACUCUGUGGCUGAGCCGGUGCGCGGCGUUCAGGAUUACUUCCGAGGGGGGCACCUCGGGUGCCCUGAGAUCCUCGGGCAGAACUUCCACGCGAAUGCGCGGCUCUGCUUCUCCAACGAGGAGGAGAAGCUGGUGCGCUGGUCCCAGGCCGAGUUCUUUGAGGUGCUUAAAAGCCGCGCGCCCACGGCGACCGACACCAGGGCCUUGAGGUUCGACAAGAUCCUGGGAGUUGACAAGGCUGGUCCCGACGUUGCCUUGAUCAAGCUUCAGAUCGGCUACCCGCCCCAACUUUACACCGACUUCCUCUCCAUGCUGCGAAUCAGCGGCCGAUGGUGGAUUAUCGCGAAGAGCAGCGACAGCAAGCCAUUUAAGCUCUGAAUCUCCAAGCAAUGGCCUUAGGAUGUACAAACAUGACACCUUUAAAUAACACCUUUUCUCUAAGACGUAGACUACAGCCAUUUUUCGAAGAAGCUGCAAAGGCUGUUCCAGGAAAGUAGUGUUGGCCUGCGGAACAGCGAACGGAUGUCAAGACAAACUCGAUUUCCUGCAAUAUUUGCGGAGCCUGGUAAUUUGGGGCACGUGUCGGUGCUAGUGUUAGGGUCCCAAAUCGAGAGCCGAGAUUUCCUUGUGCUUCAGCGCAGCUUAAAUAGUAAAGGUUUGGCAUCGAGGGCCGGACUUCCAUCAGAUCUGGGC